Messenger RNA from Arabidopsis lyrata subsp. lyrata, 2385 nucleotides. Its product is annotated as receptor-like kinase LIP1. Gene Ontology annotation, molecular function: ATP binding; protein kinase activity. Bases 379 to 2286 code for a protein of 635 amino acids. Gene Ontology annotation, biological process: protein phosphorylation. Lineage: Eukaryota; Viridiplantae; Streptophyta; Magnoliopsida; Brassicales; Brassicaceae. The record is from RefSeq and is a predicted model, not a curated record. The transcript has 5 exons.
UAAGAAAAUGGGGUAAUAAGAAUGGCUCUCCAUGCUUUAGGGAUUUGAACAAAGUAGCAAAACAACAAAAAAUAGAAUUCGUAAAAAAGAAGCAAAACAAUUACCCCUUCUUCUCGGAUGGAUCAUCGGAGAAGUUUCAUUGUUCUUCAUGUAUUCUGAUUGGCUUCAAUUUGAUCUCUUUUUCUUUCUCUCUCCUUUCGCUUCCUUCCUCUGUUUUGGCUUCUUUAACAAUCUCCCAAAAUACUCUUCCCUUUAACGUGGGUCCUUCAAUCUUUUGAAGGACCCCGCCAUUGUUAAUCACCUUUCAAAAAAAAAAGAUCCUUUUUUUGUUUUGGUUUUAGGCUUUUAGAUUAUUGAACAACACGAAAUUGAUUUUGAAUGAUAAUCAUGAUGAAUUGUUUUCCGUGUUUCACUUCACAAAAGAGCAGAAACCCUCCCUGUACGACGAACGAUACUAACGAAAACGUUGAACACGACGAAUUCAGACCACCUGUUGCUGCGACGACGAAACGAAUUGAAGAAAGAGAAACAGAGCAAACGCCGUUGAAAACAUUCAAUUUCCGGGAGUUAGCGACGGCAACCAAGAAUUUCCGGCAAGAAUGUCUUUUAGGAGAAGGUGGAUUCGGUAGGGUUUACAAAGGAACUCUUCAAUCUACUGGCCAGUUGGUAGCUGUAAAGCAGCUGGACAAGCAUGGACUACAUGGUAACAAAGAGUUUCAAGCUGAAGUCUUGUCAUUGGCCAAACUCGAACACCCGAAUCUUGUUAAGCUUAUAGGAUAUUGUGCUGAUGGCGAUCAACGGCUUUUAGUCUUUGAGUAUGUCUCUGGAGGUUCCCUUCAAGACCAUCUUUACGAACAAAAGCCAGGCCAGAAGCCGAUGAAUUGGAUAACGAGGAUGAAGAUUGCGUUUGGUGCAGCGCAAGGAUUGGAUUACUUGCACGAUAAAGUUAAUCCACCGGUGAUAUACCGAGAUUUGAAAGCUUCUAACAUCUUGUUAGAUGCUGAGUUUUACCCUAAGCUUUGUGAUUUUGGUAUGCAUAAUCUAGAGCCAGGAACAUGUGAUAGCUUGUUUCUUUCUUCUCGGGUUAUGGAUACUUAUGGUUAUUCCGCGCCUGAGUACACUCGAGGGGACGAUCUCACUGUCAAGUCAGAUGUUUAUAGCUUCGGAGUUGUGUUGCUCGAACUCAUCACCGGUAGAAGAGCUAUUGACACCACUAAGCCUAAUGAUGAACAAAAUCUAGUUGCUUGGGCACAACCGAUAUUUAGAGAACCGAAAAGAUACCCGGAUAUGGCAGAUCCUCUUAUGAGGAAAAACUUCUCAGAGAGAGGGUUAAAUCAAGCAGUGGCAAUAACAUCAAUGUGUCUACAAGAGGAACCAACUGCUCGUCCUUUAAUAAGUGAUGUAAUGGUUGCUCUUAGCUUCCUUUCAAUGUCUACAGAAGACGGUAUUCCAACCACAGUUCCAAUUUUAUCCUUCAGGGACAAAAGCAUGUCGAUUGCUUUAAGCAGACACGGUUCUUGCUCUGUAACUCCAUUUUGUCUUUCUCGGAAAGAUGAAGACAAAAAAUCCAGUUCUUCAUCAGACUCAGAGGAUGAAGAAGAAGAAAAAGAAGGAAAAGAAGAAAAAGAAGAAGAAGAAUCAAUGAGGAGUAAGAAAAAACAAGAGCAGGAAGAAACCGCUACGGAUUCAGAUGAUGGGUCUGAUUCAAACUCUGUAAAGGGUCAAGAAGAGGAACAUUCUCAGUUAGAGAAAGCCAGAGAGUCUUGCAGCUCCUCCUCUGACUCUGGAAGUGGGAGAAGAUCCAUUGAUGAAACAAACGCAACUGCACAGAGCUUGAAGAUAAAGUACAGUUAUAGCUCUGAGGAAGAAGAUAACGAGAAGCUAAGCAGUAAAAGCAGCUCUACAUCAAACGAAGAAAGCACUUUUUCGCGGUAUGAUAGCGAUAGAGAUCACGAUGAUUCAUCAAGAAACACAAGCAUGCGAAUCAAUAGUCUUGCUCAUGAUGAUAAUGAGGAAGACGAGGAGGAGAAUCAUGAAACUCGGAGCUAUACAGAUCACGAUGAUUCGCCAAGAAACACGAGCAUGCGAAUCAAUAGUCUUGCUCAUGAUGAUGAUGAGGAAGACGAGGAGGAGAAUCAUGAAACUCGGCUUGAACACAUUCAUAGCUCGAAAUCUGAAGACCAAAGUGUUUAUUCAGAUGAUGAUGCCGGCGAGGCAAGUGGUGAGUCGUCUUUGCAUAGGAUCGAAGCAGAGGAAGAAGAACACAUUUCUUCUGAUCAUGAUUAAUCUUUUGCAACAAGAAAAAAAUGUUUCAACUUUUCGUUUUGGAACAACCCAAUUUGUCAUAUAAGUCUAAUAUACAUAUAUAACAUUUCUUUUGAGAAA